GAGGGAGUUUUGAGCAAGAAAGAAACUAAGUGUUCAUCCAUGUCUGAUGAAGAUGUCUCUUUCUUCAGCCUCACUACUCAACUGAAAUAUCAGUCUCUUUCACUUACCCAACUUCAACCCCAAACCGCCACCGCCGUCGACGGUGGCCGUCGCUGUGGAAUACGAUGAUUGCUGAGAAACCUAGUUGGAUAAGACAUGAGGGAAUGCAAAUAUUCUCCAUUGAUGUUCAACCUGGUGGGCUUAGGGUUGCUACUGGUGGGGGUGAUCAUAAGGUCAGGAUAUGGAACAUGAAAUCUCUGGGCAGAGAUGUGGAAAAGGAAGAAUCAACACAAAGGCUUCUUGCAACACUUCGCGAUCACUUUGGAUCUGUCAACUGUGUUAGAUGGGCCAAGCAUGGUAGAUAUCUUGCGUCUGGGUCUGACGAUCAAGUGAUUUUAGUUCAUGAGAGGAAGCCUGGUUCAGGGACAACCGAGUUUGGUAGCGGGGAGCCUCCAGAUGUUGAGAAUUGGAAAGUUACAUUGACUUUGAGGGGACAUACUGCUGAUGUGGUGGAUCUCAAUUGGUCUCCUGAUGACUCGACAUUGGCUAGUGGGAGUUUAGAUAACACUGUACAUAUAUGGAAUAUGAGCAAUGGCAUCUGCACUGCUGUUCUUAGGGGUCACUCUAGCCUGGUCAAAGGUGUGACCUGGGAUCCCAUUGGCUCUUUUGUAGCAAGUCAAUCAGAUGAUAAGACUGUUAUUAUAUGGCGAACAAGUGACUGGAGUCUUGCUCAUAGAACAGAUGGUCACUGGACAAAAUCGCUCGGAUCUACCUUUUUCAGGCGACUUGGAUGGUCCCCUUGUGGUCAUUUUAUUACCACCACACACGGGUUCCAGAAACCAAGGCACUCAGCACCUGUUCUAGAGAGAGGGGAAUGGACUGCAACCUUCGAUUUUUUGGGACAUAAUGCUCCCGUAAUUGUGGUGAAGUUUAAUCAUUCUAUGUUCCGUAGGAAUGCCACCAGUUCUCAGGAAACAAAAACUACUGCUAGUGCUGGAUGGGCAAACGGGACUUCAAAGGCUGGAGCUAAAGAACCUCAACCAUAUAAUGUAAUUGCAAUCGGGAGUCAAGAUAGAACGAUAACUGUUUGGACAACUGCAAGUCCUCGUCCUCUCUUUGUUGCUAAGCAUUUUUUUACUCAAAGUGUUGUGGAUUUAUCGUGGAGUCCUGAUGGGUACUCGCUUUUUGCAUGUUCCUUGGAUGGUUCAGUGGCUAGUUUCCAUUUCGAGUCAAAAGAACUUGGCACCAGGCUUAGUGAUUCCGAGUUAGAUGAACUGAAAAGAAGUCGGUAUGGUGAUGUAAGAGGUCGGCAGGCAAAUUUGGCUGAAAGUCCAGCACAGUUAUUGCUUGAAGCUGCUUCUGCCAAGCAAGCCCCGAGCAAAAAACCAGUUUCAGAUGUUCAGCAAAACCCGAUACUUACAAAACCUGCUGUUGAGAUUGUGCUUGCAACAAAGGCUCCUGUGCCUCAGGUUGAUGAAAGGAAGAAAGUUGGAGCAGGUACUGGUGACGGGUUGAAUAAAGUUUCAACAUCUACUCGUCGUAUGGCAAGUCCUGUCAAACAGAGGGAGUAUAGACGACCCGAUGGUAGAAAGAGGAUUAUUCCUGAAGCUGUCGGAAUGACUCCUCAGCAGGAUAACAUUUCUUCUGGGGCUCAAUGCCAAGCACUGGAGUUCCCUCCUCCAUCAUCUGAUCCCAGAAAGGAAGAUAACGGACCGGUUCCUGCUGACUCUACUGUCAGAGAAAGCUCACUAAGAGCUUCAACUAGCAAAACACCGGAUUUGAAAGAGCGGUCUGGAGUCACUGCAAAGGCUACAAUUACCGAGAGUCUUGUUAUCGAGAAAGUUUCUGCUGCUCCUGGUAGAGAUGGAACCGUAAAUGUGGAACAGUCGGGGACUGUUAGGGCCUGUACUUCAACUGGUACUUGUAAUGCUAUUUCGAUUAGGGUGUUUGACAAAAAGGAAGGGGAGGAUGCCGUUCCAGUUUGCUUGGAAGCACGACAACGGGAACAUGCUUUGAAUGACAUUGUUGGAUUGGGAAGCACAUUUAUCAUGAAGGAAACUGAAAUUAAUUGCACAAGGGGGUCUGAAUUACUUUGGUCCGAUAGGAUCUCGGGCAAUGUCACUGUUUUAGCAGGAAAUGCAAACUUUUGGGCCGUCGGGUCUGAAGAUGGAUGCCUUCAGAUUUACACGAAGUGUGGGAGACGUGCUAUGCCAACCAUGAUGAUGGGAUCCGCGGCAACAUUUAUAGAUUGCGAUGAGUGCUGGAAGCUGCUAUUGGUCACAAAGAAAGGUUCCAUGUAUGUAUGGGACUUAUUCAACCGGAAAUGUCUUCUUCAAGAUUCGUUGGCAUCUUUGUUUGUUGCUAACACAAGUGCAUCUGCGAAAGACGCAGGGUCAAUCAAAGUUAUAUCAGCAAAGUUGUCGAGAUCUGGAUCACCACUUGUUGUUCUUGCCACUCGCCAUGCCUUCCUUUUCGACAUGAGCCUCAUGUGUUGGUUGAGGGUUGCAGAUGAUUGUUUCCCUGCUUCAAAUUUCGCAAGCUCGUGGAAUCUAAGUUCAGUUCAGAGUGGCGAGUUGGCUGCCUUGCAGGUUGAUGUUAGAAAAUAUUUGGCCCGGAAGCCUGGUUGGAGCAGGGUGACUGACGAUGGAGUGCAGACACGAGCUCAUUUAGAAUCUCAGUUGGCUUCUUCAUUGGCUUUGAAGUCUCCUAAGGAAUAUCGUCAAUGUCUACUGUCGUAUGUACGCUUUUUGGCAAGAGAAGCAGAUGAGUCUCGCCUACGAGAAGUUUGUGAGAGUUUUCUCGGACCUCCAACUGGGAUGGCUGAAUCCACGUCUUUAGAUCCGAAGAACUUGGCUUGGGAUCCUUUUGUGCUUGGAAUAAGGAAACAUAAACUCUUAAGGGAAGAUAUUCUACCCGCGAUGGCAACAAAUAGAAAAGUUCAGCGUUUGCUCAAUGAAUUUAUGGACAUUCUCUCGGAAUAUGAAAGUGUUGAAGCUGACACACAACGAAAAACUCAGAUUGCUGCUCCACCAUGUACAACAGCCGAUCCAAUGGACUAUGUACCAUCAUCAGCAACGAAUCGAAUAGAUUCUACUCCUGCAACAACAGUUGGAGUCGAGAUUCAGACUCUUCCUACUACCAUAACAAAAGAAAAAGACAAUACAACAGAGCAAGAAAAUUAUGCUCGAAAAACAGAUCGAGUUGAUCUAAACUCCCCAUUGAUAGACGAAAUGGAUGCGUGUUCAUGAACUCUGCAAUGGGAUUUCAUGUUCGAAAACAGAACAUACAAACAUAUUGGUGGUGGGGCAUAACAUUUUACAAUGCAACGAUAACAACAACCGGUAUCGAGUUCAGUUUUCUCGAAGUGGUGAAAAAGCUUAAGAUUUUUUACAAGGCUCCACCAAAGUUGCAACAUAAUCUCUCUUUCGGCUCGGCGGAUCUUACUUCUCACACGAUUCGUGUAAUAGCGUAAUCAUUACUAUUAAGAUCCAAAGCUGAUUUAGAUUUGUUUCUCUUCUUUUAUGGGAAAUCCCAUCAUAAAUUGAUAGAUUAGGAGUUAAUGUAUAAUUGUGUUUAUAAGUUUUGUUAAAAUCUUAUGCUUUAUGUUCUAAAUAUUUACUACUAAUGUGCUCUUAAUUUUUUUUCACUAAUAUUACUUUUGAUUUGGUCAUAC
Molecule: messenger RNA, 3712 nt
Organism: Cannabis sativa
Lineage: Eukaryota; Viridiplantae; Streptophyta; Magnoliopsida; Rosales; Cannabaceae
Product: protein HIRA
Exons: 11
Coding region: 165-3287 (1040 amino acids)
Biological process (GO): DNA-templated transcription; regulation of DNA-templated transcription; chromatin remodeling
Cellular component (GO): nucleus; HIR complex
Molecular function (GO): protein binding; nucleosome binding
Source: RefSeq, a predicted model, not a curated record